Naegleria lovaniensis is the source of this 3531-nucleotide messenger RNA. RefSeq lists its product as uncharacterized. Lineage: Eukaryota; Heterolobosea; Eutetramitea; Acrasida; Naegleriidae. The record is from RefSeq and is a predicted model, not a curated record. The transcript is spliced from 2 exons. The coding region runs from base 1 to 3531 and encodes 1176 amino acids.
AUGCAGGAAACAAUUCUCACAGCAGAAACCCUUGAAGAAGGUGACGCAAAUGCUUUUGCUCUAACUCCUUCUUCACAUAUGGGAGAUGAGGAGUAUCAUCAUAACAUUCCAUCCUCUUCAGUCAAUUCUCCUUCAAUCGCUUCCUCGUCCCGACCACAUACUGAUUUUGUGUCAUCCGCUACAUUUCUUAACGAUCCUCAUUCCCAACAUCAUCACAAUGCAGUUACAACACCAAAUACUGCAAUGACAGGAGAGGAACACAAACAUCAUCACCAUCAUGAGGGUCUAACUGAGGAAGAGCAACAUUUAUUCCAUUAUUUAGAUACAGCAAUCACUACACCACCAGCACAACCAUCCUCUCACCAUCAUGAUGAAAAUUCUGCAGUCGUUUUAACGCCUGGAAAUAGUAAUGCUUCAAACAGCCGAGCAAGUGAUGGAUCUGCUGUGGAUCAUACAGGAAUGAGAGCAAAUAAUCAUCAGCAGCAAAAUCAGCAACAACGCUCUUCAUCACAUACUUUCUCAAUUGAGGAACGCGAAGGUUUAUUAAAACGAAUUUCGGAAUUAGAGGAACAUGUCCGACAGUUAGAGGAGCAAAUCAAACAAAAGGAUGAAACGAUCAAGAACUAUUUUAUCACGCAACAAUCCUACAUGCUUUAUCAGCAACAAAUGGCCCAAUAUUAUCCUCAUCCAGGUGCCACCCAUGCUGCUACAGUUCCGGGUAGCACUCCUCCUCAUCAUCUUUUAAACCCUUCAACUACACAUUCCCCAGUUUAUCCCAAUUUUUCAAAUCCUAUUACCAUUCCACCUCCUCAUUUUUCUUCCCCUAAUGCUUCUUCCAUAACCUCACCUGCUGGUUUCACUAGCUCUGUGACAUCUCCAACACCCGUAAAAGCGGGUGGCCUUUCGACGACAACAGGUCAUUUACUUCAACCUUCAAUAGUACCCACGCCAAAUGGACCUAAAAAGAAAAAGAAGAAAAAACAGCAGGCUGCUGCAACAGCAUCAUCUAGUGACAUCACAACAAGUGAUAAUCAAUCAUCUACUGUGGUGGCUACACCUUCAUUAACCCCUUCCAUCACUUCACCACAGAACAGCAACCCUAAGCAACAACCAACCGACAGUAGUAGUGCCGGCAAGAAAAGAAAGUUAACAGAGAGUGAAGAGGAAGAAACGGACACAGAUGGAGAAGACGAAGUUGUAAUUUCCUCUGGAAGUGCCAUACCUACCACCCCAACUGUAACAACACCUUCCAGUAGCAAUUUAACAUCUCCAAUAAGUAGUGCUACUACUGCCACCGCUUCCAACCUCGCACCAAAGCCUAAGGCAACUUUGUUACCUCCACAACCUUUAAAACAACUUCCCAAAUUACCCCCUAGAGCUAUUUCCCACAUUCCACCUCCUAUGACAUCAUUGGAUCCUUUUGCUGUACAUACGGCUGGUGCUUUUGGCUUCCCUCAUCAUAACGUGGCUUUGGAUCAUAGUAUGAAUACUUUAAUGAUGGAUCCUCUGCUUCAUCAUCACUUUCAAGCUGGUAUUCCAAUUCAUCCAUCUCCUUCUUCUCCAAACACAGCAUUUGCUGCAGCAGAAGUUACAGAAAUUAGAAAAUUAUUUACAAAAGUCAAUAGUGGUGGAAAGAAAGGAGUACUCGCAGUACAUGCAGGUGAUGGUCUAGAGAUGGUACUGGAUAAAGUUAAAAAUACUCUUGAGCAAGUUGAGGUUCUAAAAUCAAGGGCUGUGUCAGAGCUCGAUGAGAAAAGAGAACCUAGAGCCACCCAUUGUAUAAACACAGCAGUUAGCUUUCUGUACGCAGUCACUAGAGGAGUGGUGAGUGGAUUGCUCCAACUACUAGAUUCCAACAUUGCUCAAUUGCUUGACGGUACUCGCGAAAGUUGGGGAAUUGAUAUUGCAGAUUUGCUCGAAAAAACAUGGAACGAAGUUUUUAAGGUGAUUUUUGUAGAGUCAGAUCAAUCGGCUUACACUCCUCUAGGGUCACUACUUGACUUGAACCUAAUUCAAAAAUGUCUCGAAGAACUUCAGGCUCUCGGAAAAUCACUGUCAUAUUUUAAAUUUGAGCAUCUUGCCAGAGUGUUCAAUACCAUGUUCAAUUUCAUGAAAAAGAACAAUAGUAUUGAAUGGUAUUUGGCAUUUUGCUUACAAAUUAGAUAUUACAAAGAAUAUUGCUCAAAGAUGAUGGAGCUUGAAAAGUAUGAAGAGUGCUUCGAUAACAUUGUCAAUAGAAUUUUGACAGGAAACAGCUACGCUUUGAGAACAGGAGAUUACAGGGACGAAGACAAGACGUAUCUAGUCGAAUAUGCAGUCAUAUGUAUGACCAGAGUUUAUGACAGAUGUGUAAAGACUAUCAAGCAAGAGUACGCUGAAAACCAUAUCGAAGAAACAAUGCCAGUCAAUUUAGUGAACACUCAAUAUGCUGACAUGAUGGACAGAUUUAUGGGCAAUUGUGUGAACAUUCAAAAGAUUGUGCUCUAUCCUCGCGAGUUAUUACCACUUCUCAAGUUUUUGCUUAAAAUCUUUCCUAGUGACGAGGCAUUCACUAUCAAUGGAGGUCUAGGCGCCACAAAUCAAGAUAUUAGACAUUUGACAUUUAUUGCUGACUUAUUGUUUAUAAUGGGAAGAUUUAUUGUUGAGAUUGAUGAAUAUAACGGAAAAAUCGACACUGUUCAAUCUGUUGCAAGAAAAAUCGUUCUGGAGAGCACCAAUUCAUUACUGGAGAAAUUGCUAAAAAUCAAACAUGAAGGGUGUGACACAAAUCUCAAAGAUAUUGUUGAACAUAACGAUCUCUUCAAAAGAAGCAUUGCUCAAAUAUGCGAACAUGCAGUAUGGAUUCCAAUUCAUCAAGAAGAAAAAGAUUACACUUGGAAGCAGCUUAAUGAUUAUCACGAAACUCUUCAAAUCAAACAAGAUGAGUCUUCCACAAGGCUCAGAGAAGCGCUCUUGGAAAAGCUCUACUACUUGCUUCCUGGAGUCUCUAUGUACCUAAGAUCAAUGAUUGAAAAUUUGAAUUUUGCCCUUAAUUACAAGAUUGAAAAUCGUAACAAUAUGAGUUAUGAACAAUUUUUCAAUGUUAUGAAAAAGCUUGGAACCCAUUACUUUAAAAGUCAGCGUGAUGCUCAGUGGGAAGAAUUACUAGCUAAAGUUAAUUUCAUCCAUUCGAGAAAAGUCAAACUGAAAAAGAUGCUCAAGCGGUGGCAUGAAGAGGAAAUUAAAAACAAAAAAGAAACUGGAACAAACUGGUAUGACAAACUUCUCGAUGAUCAGCCACCUCCAAUGUAUCAAGAGCCAUUGAUGGAGAGAGACAUUUCUCGCAACAACACAGCCAACAAUACUGGAGACGCACCUAUCAAAGACCCUAAUGAUAUUGGCAUUGCAUCUUCAACUAAAGGGACAAAUCAGCAAGCCUUAAAGAAGAGAAAAGUUGCACCUUCGAACGCACCUACUGUAGCGACUUCUGUACCUCAAUCUUCAUCCAUGAACAAUGAAAACGAUGACGAGGCCACCGACGAAGACGAAUGA